Messenger RNA from Phragmites australis (common reed), 1017 nucleotides. RefSeq lists its product as uncharacterized. The record is from RefSeq and is a predicted model, not a curated record. Bases 1 to 1017 code for a protein of 338 amino acids. Lineage: Eukaryota; Viridiplantae; Streptophyta; Magnoliopsida; Poales; Poaceae. The transcript has a single exon.
AUGCGGGCAAUGCAGGACGAGUUGAGGACGUUGAGGCAGGCUGCCUCUGCUGCUGGUGCCCCUACAGGCGCUACUUCUGGCACUGCUCCUAUUGCAUAUGGUCCUGUCAGCGGUGUUUCUCUCAUGCAGUGGGUUGGCAUGAAGCUAGACAGUUUUGACGGCAGUGGUACUCCGGUUCAUGCUGCUGAUUGGCUGUCGUAUGUGGAGGACAAGAUGGAGGCUUUUGAUGUGUUGGCUCACGAUCGUGUUCGUUACGGGGUACAACUGCUGAAAGGGGAGGCUCAAAUAUGGUGGAAGGGUGUGCAGUCAGCUCGCACAGCUGCACAUGGCCCGUUGUUCUGGCACGAGUUUGUCAGGCAGUUUGAGAGGAGGAUCUACCCGGUGACUUUCCUAGAUAGGAUGAAGAUUGAUCUGAAUGCCUAUAUGCAGGAUAAGAAGUCAGAUGCGAAGUAUGAAGUGGGCUUCAAUCAGAUUGUCCGCUUCAUCCCACACGUGGCGCAUGAUGAGGUAGAGAAGGCAAAACACUUUCGUCAAGGUUUUAAGCAUUCGAUCCGCCAAGUGUUGGGUGCUUUUCCAGUGGUUGACUUCUGCACUACAGUGGAACAGGCUUUAGGUGUGGAGAUGCAGCAGGUGUACACUGCUGACGUGCAGAAGUCUUCAGGUGAUGAGCAGUCUCGCGGUCAGAGCGAUAGGAAGGGCCAUUCUGGUGGCCCUAUUCACAAGAAGGGGAAGUUCCAGCGUCACCAGCCAUACCGCGGCAAGUCUUCUCAUUCCAGUGCUUUAGGAGGGAGCGCACCUCAGUACCGGGCUGUUCCCAAGCCUGGCAUGGGGCUGGUGUGCUUUCGGUGUGGCGACACGCACCGUCGUGUGAAGUGUCAAUGGACCGGCAGGUGUUCUAUCUGUGGCAUGGAUCACAAGGACGUGGUCUGUAGGAAGAAUCCCAAUGGGAAGGUGCGUUGGGAGCCAGUGUCUUCUUCUUCAGCUUCACAUUCUAGUAGCACCGUCCAGAUGAUGUGA